AUGGCGGAAGAAUCACCAAAACCUCAAAAUACCCAACACCAGAUUCCCCCUUUCCUCAACCUCACAGACCCAAACAACCCUUACCGAGUUGAAAAUGGUGACAACACAGCACUUGUUCUUGUUACAGACCUCCUCACCACUGAUAACUAUGCUACUUGGUCUCGGGCAAUGCGUCGAGCACUUAGAGCGAAAAACAAACUGGGUUUCAUUAGUGGAAACAUUUCUAAACCGAUUAGUGAAAAUGACCUUUUGUUUGAUCAAUAUGAGAGAUGUAAUGACAUGGUGGUUUCUUGGAUUCAAAAUUCCAUAAGUAUGGAUAUCAGAUCCAGCAUAGCUUUUGUUGAUGAUGCACAAGCUGUAUGGAUAGAACUAAAGGACCGAUUUACACAACAGAAUGGUCCUCGCAUUUUUCAGCUCAAGAGGAAUUUGGCCAACCUUCGUCAAGACAGAGACUCGGUAAGCACUUAUUUCGGUAACCUCAAAACUAUUUGGGAUGAAAUAGCCAUUUAUGACCCUAUUCCUGCUUGCACUUGUGGUCAGCUAAGUAUUCUGAAUGAUAGACACCAGAGAGACCGUGUCAUACAAUUUCUUAUGGGUCUUAAUGAUCAAUAUGCUAAUGCUAGGGAUCAGAUAAUGCUCAUUGAACCACUCCCCACUGUUAAUAAAGUCUUCUCCCUAAUCCAACAACAAGAGAAACAUCACCAACUCACAAAUUUUUCUCCAACCCCUGACUCUAUGGUAUUAGCUACUAAAACUUCCUUCAAGACCAACACAAAGAACCAACUCAUGACUCAAAAAAGGGAUAGACCCUAUUGCACUCAUUGUCGAGUUCAAGGGCACACCUUGGAGAAUUGUUUCAAAGCUAGAAAUGCACCAGCCCCUGUAUGCACCCACUGUAAUAUGGCAGGACACUUUGUUGAAAGAUGCUACAAACUCCACGGAUAUCCCCCUGGUCACAAACUGUACAAAUGCAAGGGAUCAAACACCUUUGCAAAUCAGAGCAGCUUAUGUGUUGAGUCCUCUCAGGAGGAAAUGCAGGAGGACAAGUUUAAUUUUACUAAGGAGCAAUUUCAGCAACUAAUCACCUUACUCCAACACAAGGAUCUUUCCAGCUCUCUUCCUUCAGUAAACCAAGCACAAACCAUGUUUAAAGUCACUCCAACAGCACUCAAGGCUUCCAAAGUGUCUGGUAUCGAGUUUCUGUGCUGCACUUCUUUACUUUCUAAUUCUUUCAAUCCAAGCAAUAUUCCUUGGAUUAUUGAUUCAAGAGCUACAGAUCAUAUGAUCUGUAGCCCCUCAUUUUUUAAAUCCAAUGUCACAGCAGUAUCAUAUAAUGUCAAGCUGCCCAAUGGCACUUGCAUGCCUGUAACCCACUUAGGUACUGUUAGGCUCACAAACAAUAUUAUUCUUAGUAAUGUUCUGUGCAUGCCUUCUUUUUCUUUUAACCUUAUUUCUGUUAAAAGACUCACAGAGAACUUGACCACUUGCUUAUUUUUUCUGUCUAACACAUGCUUCAUACAAGACCUUCCCACUUGGACCACGAUUGGGAUGGCUGAAGUGAAAUGCAACCUCUAUCAGCUCCUGCUUGUUGUUGUUCCACCUGCUGCAUUGGCUUAUGCUUUAUCUCAUAUGUCACCUAUUUUUCCUUCAAUUUCCAUGUCUGUCAAAACCAGUAAUGAUGAGUUUGUCGCCUAG
Carya illinoinensis is the source of this 1695-nucleotide messenger RNA. RefSeq lists its product as uncharacterized. The transcript has a single exon. Gene Ontology annotation, molecular function: nucleic acid binding; zinc ion binding. The record is from RefSeq and is a predicted model, not a curated record. Lineage: Eukaryota; Viridiplantae; Streptophyta; Magnoliopsida; Fagales; Juglandaceae. Bases 1 to 1695 code for a protein of 564 amino acids.